Messenger RNA from Dioscorea cayenensis subsp. rotundata (Guinea yam), 5483 nucleotides. RefSeq lists its product as uncharacterized. NCBI's taxonomy places the organism in Eukaryota, Viridiplantae, Streptophyta, Magnoliopsida, Dioscoreales, Dioscoreaceae. The coding region runs from base 620 to 4777 and encodes 1385 amino acids. Gene Ontology annotation, molecular function: helicase activity. The record is from RefSeq and is a predicted model, not a curated record. The transcript has 8 exons.
GUGCCAAGGGAGCACGGCACGUGGGAGAUCCAAGCACUAGGGUUUUCUUUCUCUACAACAACCACAACGAAAUGACGCAAAAGCCCUCCAAAGAAUGUGGCCCCACACCAUCACAUCCCCAAACUACCCUUUUCCCUGAAACCAAUAAAACGACUUAAAUGCCGCCUCAUCAGCGCCGAGUGACGUCGACGCGAAGGAAUGAACGGUCGAGAUCGAAUAAAACGAUAAGUGGGACCCGCCAAGGACGACCAGAUCAUCAGCGUGGCAUGGUAAAUUAGGUAAUUAGGGUGAAAAAACAGGGGUAUUUUGGGGAAAUUGACAACAAGGGCAUAGCCGGGAAAACCUCUCACGGCGCCGGAGAGAUGUCUCGUUCUCGCGCGUUGGCCGCGUUGUUUUCCUAUAAAUACCCAUGAAUCCCCCCUCUUUCUCUCGUCGUCUCUCAAACCCUCUCUCUUUUUUCUCUUGGUUUCUCCAUUCUCUCUAGGGCUUUUCUUGAUCUUCAAAUACUCUUCAUUCUUUGAUCUCUCGUUUCAUCGAAGCAUCUGGCACUAGAUUUGUUGAUGCAGCAGGAAGAAAAAGCAGAAAAGAACCAUUCUAUUUAUAUUCCUUUACACAUGAAAUGGGGUGUCGUGGGAGGCCAAUAUUUGAUCUUAAUGAACUCCCGACUGAAGGGGAAGAUGACAAUGACGAUGUUGUAUGCAUUAACCCCCAAAAAACCAUUCCUACUUCAAACUAUAACCCAGCCAACUUAUUUCCACCAUUAGAAAGUUCUUGGCUGGUGAAUAACCAUGCUUUCAAACAUGCAUCUUCAGUCUCUGGAUUUCAGCCUUUUGUCAGGUAUAAAGAUCAGCAGGAUUCAAAAGAGGACUCCAAACAGAAGCAAGAUGAAUCUAAGCCCAGCGAGGCCCGACCUUCUAUUAGCGGUAGCCAUGCUGAGGAUAAUAACACAGCACAGAAUUCUACAUCAGGUGCUUUGGAUGCCCAAGGUCUGGAAAGGGAAGAAGGAGAGUGGUCGGAUAUGGAGGCAGAAACUGAUGGCACAGGCAACAACUCCAGUGAUAAGCAGGGUGAAUUUGAUCUUGGAAAUGGGAGUAAGCCAGAAGCAACUGAGGAAAAGGUACCUGAUCCUGCGAAGAUUCCUGAGAAUGAUUCUCAUGAUUCUGUUUUUCAUGGGAAUUCCAAUGGUGAUUCUGGAAAUACGACUAAUGAUUCAAAAAGUUCAGUUGUUUUGGUAUCAGACUGCAGCAGAAAUCCGGAGUCGGUUUCCAAGGGGCAUGUGGCUGCGGAUGGUACAGAAGAAGCAUCAUUACCUGUGAAGCCAAAAGAUAUAAAAGGGGUUGAAGCAAGUCACGCUCUGCGAGUGGGAAGUAACCUGGGACGGAGACCUAAGCUGGAUGAACACAAGGAGGCGAUGCUAGGAAAGAAAAGGGCGAGGCAGACUAUGUUUAUCAAUGUGGAAGAUGCGAAGCAGGCAGGUUCCAUUAAAACAUCAACACCAAGAAGACAGAUUUCUUUUCCGGCACCAAUGAUCACACGUACUGUGAAAGACACACUUCGUGCCAGUGCUGCUGCAGUAGAAAGGAUUGCGGAGCAUCAUAAUAUGUCUUCAGGCAAGGAUCAGAAGCAGUCUGACACAUCCAACACUGAAGGUAGUGCGGCUGUGGAUUUUGGCAACCACAAGGUUGACUCAAAUGGUGAUUAUGGUUCAGGAUCACAAGCUUGGUCUAAAAAGCCAAAUGUCGGUGAUUUCAACAUGGAUGCGUACUCAGUAUCUAUUCCGAGACAGGGUUCAUUGAAGCAGCCUCUGGAUUACAGGCAGUCGAAAAGCUUUCCUGUCUUACAGCGGAAACCCACUGUGGGAGGCCAAAGCAUUGUAGAUCAUAAAGUGGGGAACAAAAAGCAUCUUCCUGUUAAAAAGCAGACCGCAGAUAAUUUUCAGUACCAAGAUACAUCAGUGGAAAGGCUUUUGAGGGAGGUGACGAAUGAGAAGUUUUGGCAUCAAGCAGAAGAGGCGGAGCUUCAAUGUGUGCCCGGACAGUUUGAGUCUGUUGAAGAGUAUGUGAGAGUAUUUGAACCUUUGCUCUUUGAGGAAUGCCGAGCUCAAUUGUAUAGCACUUGGGAGGAAUUCACAGAGACAGUAUCGAGGGAUGCACAUAUAGCUGUUCGUGUAAAGACUGUUGAAAGGCGAGAAAGAGGAUGGUAUGAUGUCAUUAUUCUUCCAGUGCAAGAAUGCAAGUGGAAUUUCAAGGAAGGAGAUGUUGCAGUUCUUUCAUCCCCCAGGCCUGGCCCAGCAACAAGAUCCAAUAAGAGGAAUAUCCAUGCUGGGGCAAGUGAAGAGGAUGUGGAACCUGAGGUUACUGGACGUGUUGCUGGUACUGUUAGGCGACAUGUGCCUGUUGACACACGUGAUCCCCUUGGUGCAAUUCUUCAUUUUUAUGUAGGAGAUUCUUAUGAUUGCAGCAGUAAAGGGGCUGAUGAUCACAUUGUAAGGAAGUUUCAGCCCAAGAGCAUCUGGUAUCUAACUGUGCUCGGUUCUCUGGCAACGACGCAGCGUGAGUAUAUUGCCCUGCAUGCUUUUCGCCGGCUCAACUCACAGAUGCAAUCUGCGAUCCUGCAGCCCAGUCCAGAGCACUUCCCUAAGUGUGAAGAGCAGCCCCCUUCCAUGCCGGACUGUUUCACUCCAAACUUUGUAGAUUAUCUGCACAGGACAUUCAACAGUCCUCAGCUGGCAGCGAUUCAAUGGGCAGCCAUGCACACUGCCGCGGGCACAAACAACGGGUCCACAAAGAGGCAAGAUCCUUGGCCCUUCACGCUCGUUCAAGGUCCACCUGGAACAGGUAAGACACACACUGUGUGGGGCAUGCUAAACGUCAUUCAUCUGGUUCAGUAUCAACACUACUACACGGCUCUCCUGAAGAAACUGGCCCCUGAGAGCUAUAAACAGAACAGUGAGAGCAUUUCAGAGAGUGUUGGUUCAGGAUCAAUCGAUGAAGUUCUGCAAAGCAUGGAUAAAAACCUGUUUCGCACAUUGCCAAAGCUUUGCCCGAAGCCGAGAAUGCUGGUGUGUGCUCCGUCAAACGCGGCGACAGAUGAGCUUCUGGCACGUGUUCUUGACCGCGGGUUCAUUGAUGGAGAAAUGAAGGUUUAUCGGCCUGAUGUGGCUCGGGUGGGAGUGGAUUCUCAAACCCGAGCUGCACAGGCGGUUUCCGUGGAGCGAAGAACGGAACAGCUUUUGCAGAAGGGGCGUGAUGAGGUUUUAGGGUGGAUGCACCAGUUGAAGGCGCGUGAAGUUCAAUUCUCGCUACAGAUAUCUGGUUUUCAGAGGGAGCUUCUUGCAACAGCUGCUGCAGGUCGAUCGCAAGGGUCUGUAGGCGUUGAUCCGGAUGUUCUUGUGGCGCGGGACCAUAACAGAGAUGUGUUACUGCAAAAUCUUGCGGCAGCUGUGGAGGGAAGGGACAAAGUUCUGGUGGAGAUGUCUCGGCUGUGCAUUUUGGAGUCCAGGUUCUCUGCCGGAAGCAAUUUCAACCUGGAAGAUGCCCGGGCAAAACUGGAAGCGAGUUUUGCCAACGAAGCGGAGGUGGUUUUCACGACGGUUUCAAGCAGCGGAAGGAAGUUAUUCUCUCGCCUCACACAUGGAUUUGAUAUGGUUGUGAUUGAUGAGGCCGCUCAGGCCAGCGAAGUGGCUGUGCUUCCUCCUCUCUCCCUGGGUGCUGCGAGAUGUGUCCUGGUGGGUGAUCCCCAGCAGCUUCCGGCGACUGUGAUCAGUAAAGCUGCAGGAACAUUACUGUACAGCAGAAGUCUGUUUGAGAGGUUUCAGCAAGCGGGCUGCCCCACGAUGCUGCUUUCGGUGCAGUACAGAAUGCAUCCUCAGAUUCGUGAUUUCCCAUCAAGGUAUUUCUAUCAAGGACGGCUGACAGACAGCGAGAGCGUUAUGAAAUUGGCUGAUGAGGUUUACUACAAAGACCCUCUGCUGCAACCUUACGGGUUCUUUGACAUCAGCCACGGUCGGGAGUCGCAUAAAGGCGGAUCUGUCUCUUAUCAAAAUGUCCACGAAGCACAGUUCUGUCUGCGUUUGUAUGAACAUCUUCAGAAGUCCUUGAAGUUGAACUUUGGAAAGAAGGUCUCUGUGGGCAUAAUUACUCCAUACAAGCUCCAGUUGAAGUGUCUCCAACGGGAAUUUGAGGAAGUUUUGAACACAGAGGAAGGUAAAGAUAUUUACAUCAACACUGUAGAUGCAUUUCAGGGGCAGGAACGAGAUGUGAUAAUCAUGUCCUGUGUUCGUGCCUCAAAUCAUGGGGUUGGUUUUGUUGCGGACAUUCGUCGGAUGAAUGUUGCUCUUACUCGAGCAAGGAGGGCGUUGUGGGUUGUGGGUAAUGCCAAUGCUCUCAUGCAAUCGGAUGAUUGGGCUGCCCUCAUUAAGGAUUCCAAGUCAAGGAAGUGUUUCAUGGACAUGGAUAAGAUUCCCGAGUUCCUUGUUCCAAAAGGAUCUUCUUAUCCUUCUGGGAAGGUGUCUUCAAAUAACUCAAGAAACCUGCGAACUAUAGGACAAAGGCAAAGGCAUCUUGAUAUACUUCCAGAACCCAGAUCUGGUAUGCGUUCAGAAGAAGAAGAGAAGUGUAACACCUUCCUUCCAAGAAAUGGAAGCUGUAGAAACCUAAAAUUAACUGAUAAUUCGUCAGAUGAUCUUGGGCAAUCUGGCGGUAGACCUCGAGAGGCAAUCCAGAACAUCAAUGCUAGAAGGCAAAACACAUCUGGAACGUUCUGGAGAGAUACAUGAUAAGAGUAUCUGUUUUAUCUCAAUGAUUUGCUCUGCUAUUCUGGCUGUGGAAUUUCACUUAUAUCUGACAUUGACUGUCAGCGGAACUCAGCUUCUGGUUGGCAACUGCAAUUUCAAAGUCUCCUGCAGGGAAGGCUGCCUGACAAAGACGAAAACAUACAAAGGAUUUUAUUAGCACCAAUUUGAUCAUCAGUUUGUCAGGAUGUACAUUGGGAGCAUUGUCAUUGGCAGAACUAGUUCCAUGGUCAAUCUUUGAUACAGUACUGGAAUACAUGCCCUAUUCUUGUUAGGGUUGGAGGAGAUGUGGAAGAAGAAUAUAUGUGAAUAUACAACACUGAUUCAUGGCGAAACUGACUUUGUACAUACUUUGGUCCCCUUGGCAUAUGAAACCCAAAACUGGACUAACAAUUGAAUCUUUUGUGCAGCUAGCUACACAUGCUUCAGAAGAGUGACUGACCUUGGGCUCUAUUUUAAGGUCAUGUAUAAAGUUGCUUCUGAUUCAGAUGGUGUCUUGAAAUGCCUGCCAUAUUUGUAGGGUAACUUCUUUUAUUUGUUAGGUGUCAUUCCUUUAUUAAUCCAGUAGAGUAAUAAGUCAUUCUUGUACAGUAUGUUGUACUAGAUCAACGCCUUGACAGCCCCAAGCUCACCGGUUUCUGGAUAACUAUAAACUUUUUCCCAAUUUACAUAAAUAUCACAUUUAUUAUUA